AUGAAAUUAAUUAUAUUAAUUGUAUUAAGCAUUUUAAUAUCAAUUGUAAUUUCAGGAUCAGUACAAAGUAAAAUUACUACAACACGUGGUAUUAGUAAUGUAUACAGUAAAAAUGAUAUAAAUAAUAUAAAACAAUUCAUUUCAAGUAAAUACAAUGGUAAUACCAAAUUAUAUGGUGAAUCAUUAAAGGAUACAUUUUAUGGAGUUGGAGUUUUAACACGUAUUGGUGAAACAAAUAUUGAAGCAACAAAAGACAUUUGUAAACAAACCAAAGAACAAUUAAAACAAAAUAAAUUUACAGAUAUUGAAUUAGUUUUCAAUGGAGUUACUAUCCUUUCAGAAUUAAAAUGUUUACAAGGUGAAUCAUCAUCAUCAUUGGGAAAUGAACAACAAUUACAAGAUUUAUUAAAAAAUAAAUUAGAGAAUGGUUCAUUAUUGGAAAAGACACAAGCUAUUAAUAUUUAUUUCACACUUUCAAGUGCAAAAGCAAUCGAUUCAAAAACCGUUUCAAUAAUUGAUCCAUUAUUGAUACAAGCUGUUAAUUCAAUGGUUUCACUCAUGGACGAAGAUGGUACUUUCAAGUCUGUCAGUACCGAUGAUGAAGGUAACCUUCAAAAUACAGCCGCUGCAUACUUUGCAUUGGCUCGUUUAUCUCAUCGUUUAAAGAGUAAUGAAGUCGAUAAGUUGGUAGCAAAAGUUGUAAACAAAGUUGACACUGUUUUAGCAUCCGCCGACGAAACCACCGACAGUCUAUACUUUAACGACCUUUCAACCACUUCCUCACUCUUACAUGGUUUACUCUCAUUGGCAAGCGUUAACGAUAAGGUGGCCGAUGUCAUUAGUAACAAGCAAAUCAAUCAAAUCUCUGAAUACCUUUUAAGACAAAAGAAUGUUGAAUCCCUCUCUGAUGCUUACCAUUUAAUCGUUGCACUCAAGAGAUGUCAAAAGAAUUCAAUCUCUCAACCAAUCUCUUUGGCUUUAGUUAAAUCAAUUUACUCACCAUCCGGUUUGAAUGAUAUUCGUGUUCGUGUCACCGAUAUUUUCGAUCAACCAAUCGAAGCAUCAAUUGUGAUCAACAAGGUUGUCUCAUCAAAGAAUCCACGUUCAACACCAAUACUCUCUGGUAAGGAAAUGAAAUUCCAAUCCUCUGAUAACAGCUUUGUCGCCGAUCUCUCCAAUGAGAACCUUAAAUUGGGUUCAUACAAUUUCGAAUUCAAAGUUCAACCAGUCGAUACCGAUAGUUACAAAUCUAUCACCAACAUUCAAAUCAUUACAAUCACUGGUGCCGUUACCGUCAACGAUAUGAAAUUAUCAUAUGCACCAAAAUCCGAUCAAUUAGGUUCUCCAAAGACUACCAAUGAAGUUCAAUUUGGUCAAAAAUUACCAUUAAUUGAAAUCCCAUCAAAUAAUAUCGCUCGUAUCUUCUUUAGAAUCGCAUCUGAAGCUCAACCAUAUCAAGCUCAACAAGUUGGUAUUCGUUUCUAUUCACCAGCUAGAGAAGCCGUAGUUCCAGCAACUUACUCUGCUGAUGCCUACUCUUACACCUUCACCAAUAAAGAUGCUUGCAAGAUUUUAGGUUGUCAAUCUGGAAAUUAUCAAUUGGAUUUAAUCAUUGGUGAUCAAUCAAUCACUCCAUUACAAUGGAAUUUCGGUGAAAUUAAUUUGAAAUUCAAUCAAUCAACCAUUCCAACCAAUCGUUAUCCAGAACAACUCCCAAUCUCUCACAACUUUAGAGUAGCUGAAAAGAGACCACCACAAUCUAUCUCAAGUUUAUUCACUCUCUUGGUCUUAUCACCAAUCGCCAUCUUUGUCAUUGGUCUCUUAUUCGUUGGUACCAAUCUUGGUAGAUUCCCAACUGGUAUGGGUUUCAUUUACACCAUUGGUUUCCUUGGUUGUAUCUCUGCAACUGGUCUCUUAAUUGUAAACUAUUGGUUACACUCCACAAUGGAUGUUACCCUCAAAAAUUUAGCUUUAUUAAUGAUUCCAUUAGUUUUCUUUGGUCAUAAAUCAAUGAGUUAUUAUUCAAAUCUUUCUUCUUCAAAUAUUAAAAAAGAUUAA
Dictyostelium discoideum AX4 is the source of this 2058-nucleotide messenger RNA. RefSeq names its product dolichyl-diphosphooligosaccharide-protein glycotransferase (gene swp1). Gene Ontology annotation, cellular component: membrane; endoplasmic reticulum membrane; oligosaccharyltransferase complex. Lineage: Eukaryota; Evosea; Eumycetozoa; Dictyosteliales; Dictyosteliaceae. Bases 1 to 2058 code for a protein of 685 amino acids. The record is from RefSeq and is a predicted model, not a curated record. The transcript is spliced from 2 exons.